Messenger RNA from Anisakis simplex (herring worm), 486 nucleotides. The record is from the annotation of a GenBank genome assembly. NCBI's taxonomy places the organism in Eukaryota, Metazoa, Nematoda, Chromadorea, Rhabditida, Anisakidae.
AUGAGCAGUGGUGUGGCGGCAGUACACGGCGAGAAUUGUCGACAGCUGUAUUAUUUGGGUUGUUCGGAGAGUGCGGCACAUGGCGAGGGUAGAAUCGGAUUUGCGGGUGGUGAUAAAAGUGUUGAGAGGAGAUCGAGUGAUGAGAGACUGAUUGAUUUGGUGGAGAAUGCGCAGUUGGAGGGUCACUUACCGAUCAGGGCCGAUGACAAGCUCUCUAAGCAAGUGAUCGUCAACGUUUCCAAGCAUGGUCUCAAGAUAGUCGACUUAUCCAACGGGAACGUCUUGGAUCGCGUUGCUUUGUUGAGUAUCAUUCAGUGUGUGUCGUUCGAUGACGGUUUCAAUCACACCAAUGUCGUGUUUCUUGUACAAAAGCCACUAAGCGCCUUAAUGCAAUGCUAUCUGUUUCAGGCUCGUAAUGCCAAUGAUGCUGACUAUAUUUGUAAACAACUCAAAUCUGUUUUUAAUGCAGUUGUUCGACAAGUUUGA